CAAGAAUUGUUCGAUAAAAUAACCUUGAAAAAUCUACAUUCACAAACCAUGAAUGCUAUGAAAUCGUUUCGUGAAAUACUAGCGCACGCAAAGAACGUGUUAAUAUUAAGUGGUAGUGGAAUUUCUGCAGAAUCUGGUAUCCCUACAUUUAGAGGUGCUGGUGGUUUCUGGAGAAAAUAUCAAGUUGAAAAUCUUGCAACUCCAGAAGCAUUUGCAGCAAAUCCUUCUUUAGUUUGGGAAUUUUACGAAUAUCGUAGAAGAGUGGCGAGUGAAGCUAAGCCUAAUAGGGCUCAUGAAGCAAUUGCAGUUUUUCAAAAUCGUUAUUUAAAAGAAGGUAAAAAUGUUACAAUUGUAACACAAAAUAUCGAUGAACUUCAUCAAAGGGCAGGAGCCAAGGAUGUAGUGGAGCUUCAUGGUUCGCUGUAUAAAACUAGAUGUACAAUUUGUCAUGAAAUUGUUGUAAAUAAGAAUAUUCCAAUAUGUCCUGCAUUAGAGGGAAAAGGGUCGCCAGAUCCAAAUAUUAUGAUUUCUGAUAUUCCAAAAGAAGAUCUACCUAAAUGUGCAAAAGAAGAUUGUAAAGGUUUACUAAGACCUUACAUUGUAUGGUUUGGUGAAAAUUUGGAUGACUAUAUACUGGAACAAGCUUAUACCGCCAUUGAAAACUGUGACGUCUGCUUGAUUAUCGGUACUUCAUCUAUAGUAUAUCCUGCGGCAAUGUUCGCACCGCAAGUAGCACAACGCGGAAUUCCUGUUGCUGAAUUUAACUUAGAAACAACUCCCGCUACAAACUAUUUCGAGUACCAUUUCCAAGGUCCCUGCACCAUUACUGUGGCAGAAGCUUUAGAACCUUGAUUCCCAAAAGUUAAACGAACAUAGAAGUUAUAAUAGUUUACCUUGUACUAGGCAUACUUCGGUAUUUAGUUCAAGAUGGUGUAAAUACUCCAACCAUGAUUGUUGUUUGGUUGAAAGGACAUCUCGUGGGCCUUUCACUUCUAUAAUUUUAUGCUUUAGGAAAAAAUAUGUAUUUUGAAAUUAAAAGAGAAUAAAAUAUUAAUUUAUAACAAAUUUCAUUUUUUGUAAAAUGUAUGAAUAAAAGUAUGAAUAAAAAUAUAUUUCUUAA
This is a messenger RNA of Bombus impatiens (common eastern bumble bee), 1120 nucleotides long. RefSeq names its product NAD-dependent protein deacylase sirtuin-5, mitochondrial. NCBI's taxonomy places the organism in Eukaryota, Metazoa, Arthropoda, Insecta, Hymenoptera, Apidae. Gene Ontology annotation, molecular function: NAD+ binding; protein-malonyllysine demalonylase activity; protein-succinyllysine desuccinylase activity. The transcript has 5 exons. The record is from RefSeq and is a predicted model, not a curated record. The coding region runs from base 49 to 852 and encodes 267 amino acids.